ACAUUUUCGGCGGCUAGCUUAAGGUUGUUGGGUAUUGGAUAUUGUGUGGUUGUGAACUGUCCGAGUGUCAGUAACGCUUGAUUGUAUCCUGCUAAAUAAAAUGCCGGAUAGCAAUGUUGCUAACGGAGUCGUGUUGUCAGAUAAACCAGACAAGUUUAUUGAUAAAAUCGGUCAGUUAGUUUGCAUCCAUCUAGCUUGCUUUAGAUCCUGAGGAUCCAGAGUAUCAGAAAAGUUUAAUGCGCCCUGCUUGCAUAAAAGAAGAUGUAAAUCUGAUGAUUCAACGACAGCGCGUGUCCGGCAUACUGAAGUCGGAUGCUUUUCGACGAGAACUGGAGGAGGUUAUACGUUCUCAGUGUCCAUCUGGUGACUAUCCUGGCAUGAGCACUAGUCUUCUGUCUCUGCAACACAUAUCAGAUUUAUUCAAUUCUGCCCCCUCUGGAAAACCUCUUGGUGGGGGUGGAUUUGCAAGAGGGCAUCGUAAUGGUGUUAUUCCGAUAAAUGACUUGCGUGGUGGUGACGCGACUGUUUAUUCUCGACGUGAACGUUCUCUCCGUUGCAAACUAGCAUCGGUAUAUCGCUUAAUAGAUCUUUUCGGAUGGAAUUCGAGUAUAUACAAUCAUGUGACUGUGUGUGUUAGUCGCAAUCAUGAACAUUAUUUGGUUAAUCCUUUCGGAUUGCUUUAUCAUGAAAUUACUGCUUCGUCUCUCAUCAAGGUCGAUUCCAAAGGCCAGAUACUUGAUCCAGGAUCUACCAUUUUAGGUGUAAAUCAAGUAACAUGGGCCUUACAUUCAGCUGUUCAUUCAGCUCGGGCUGAUAUCCGAUGCAUUAUACACUUGGAUACCCCUUCUACUGUUGCAAUAUCUUGUAUGAAAUCGGGUUUGUUGCCUCUUUGUAAUGAAGCAAUGAUUUUGGGCGAAGUGGCUUAUUAUACUCCUAGCGGUGGAUUAAGCUGUAGAACUAACGCUGACGCUAACGGAGAUUUCGGUGAUAUUAAAGAUUGGGCAGCUGAAUGUGCAACAGUCAGUGAAGCUUUAGGUCCAACUGCUCGUAUAUUAUUUCUUCGAAGUCUUGGAUUACUUGCCUUAGGUGAAACGAUCGAGGAGGCAUGGCAUUAUGCAACUAAUGCAAUAGUUGCAUGUGAUACUCAGCUCUUAUUGGCCUCAGUCAGUACCGAAAAUCUCAUUCUCCCUACAGACAAACUAAAGCAAAAAACUUAUGAAACAUGGCGUACAGCUGGAUUAGGCGGUCUUAGUGGUCCAGAAGCUGCACUAGCUAUGCGACUAUCUUCGCCUAAUAAGUCUGGUACUAGUGAAGCAGGACAAAAUUCAGUAACAAAUGGUUUCAUCUCAGAUGGUUCAAAUGUGGAAAGUAAUUCGGCCAGGCCAUGGCGCUUAGGUGAACUUGAAUUCGAAGCUAUGAUGCGUCAUUUAGAUAACGCUGGGUGUCGUACAGGCCAUCUUUAUCGGCAGGAGGCUAUGGCGAGCCCACAUCGAUCACGAAGAAGUAAAGUCGUGAAUGGACACGGUGGGGCUGGUCGUCAGGACGAUGAUAUACAAGUUCCACCAUCUGCUUCGUCUGUAACUGCUACAAUGGCUUAUUAUUAUGAUGACGGAGUUCUUUCGGGCGAUGAAACGGAAACACCUAGACCAUCAACUCUUAGGCGCGAGUUUUCGGAGAAGCAAUGGUUUAACACACCAAACAAAUACACUAAAGAAAUAAUUGAACCUGCUCCAGGCCAUCAACCAGUUCCGCAUUGGGUUUGUGAACGUGAAGCAGCUGUUCACAAUGCUGUUUGUAAUGGUGCUCUACCUCCUCCGGCACCAUUUCAUCCUUUAACUCAUGGGGCAGUACCACUUGGUUCAACUGGUGGGCCGGCAACAGGGACUUCGUCAGUCAUGUCACCCUACAAUGUAUUUGCUCCUCAAGGUUCUAAUCCAAAAGAAUAUCGCGAGCAGCAAAAGAAAGUCAAGGCGAAGUAUUAUCAUGAUACAAAUACUGCUGGACCUCAAUCUCGACUGUUGGAUGGUCUCACAUGGGAUGAAGCUCGACGAGUUCGUGACGAAGGUUUAGUCAAAGUUUUAGGUCCGAGAGCCGCCGCUCUAGUGGCCGGUGGUGUUACUAGUGAAAUGCCUGUAGCUGCAGCUAGUAAGGCAAUUAUCCAACGUGAUAUACGAAAUGCAGCAGUGAUAUAUGAUGGUCUUUAUUCUCAUCAAAAUCCAUUCGAAAAAAUUACCGAUGAAGAAUUAGAGAUGUAUCGACGUGAAAUUGAACUUAAAAAUAAUCCUGAUUUAGCUGCCGAGAUGGAUCAACAUCUUACCGGACAGAAUGCAUCUUUUGAAGCACCUAGUUCUACUACACAUCUUAUAGAUUCGUUAGCCGUCGAUAGUGGUGCUACGGAUCUUGAAAGUGCCAGCGAACUUGGUCCAAGUAAUUGUUUUAUUGGUUCUCUUUUCAAAUUUAGGGGCACGAGUUUUUCUUCCAUGAACAUGCAUAAAAAAGUAUAAGUUAAGCGAUCAAAUCCAUUCAGAUUUUUGAAAAUAAAUUUCAGAAAAACCUUUGCGUCAGAAUAUUUAUAGAUAUUUAUUCUUUGCUUCUCUAAAUUAUUAUAACAUUUAGUAACAUCUGUCUUAAAUUUGUUUAUUUAACAAACAUCAGUCCUUAGCCUUUUCAAAAUUGUUUGUUCAGUCAAUCAAAUUGAUUACUUGAAGAAAUGUGUAACAUGUGAAAAUUCCCUGAAUUCCUAUCAAGAUUUAUUCUCUUUCAUUUAAACCAGUUUUUAACCAAUAAAAAUAAUUAGGAAUUUUUAUGAAAUUAGUGUAGUAAAUGGUAGAUGUUUCUUUUUGCUACCUUAUUCAAUCAAUUAUGAUUUUUUUCUACACUGCAAGUGACCGGAUAACCCCUUCUCCAUAAAAAAUAUCUUGUUUACAAACGUGUUGUCAAGGUGUAAGUAAAGCUAUCUUGUUAAACAAUAUUCAUCCUACUCAUGAUGAGUUAGUUUUUACAGCUAAAUUCAUAGGUCCAUCUAAGCUUGACAACAGUGUACGACUGUUUCGUUCUAGUAUGGGACUCCUGAGCAGUGCACAUCUGCGAUCCUGCACGCGGGACUUGACCCCAGGAUUCAAUUGCCAUAAGCCUUAACAUAUGAAUAAUUACUGUUCGUCGCUACAUUUCGCUCUUUCUUCCCUAGCGUAAACUAUGUAAACGAUUUGUUUUAUUUCAUGUAGUGUUCUUUAUAUAUAGUGACUUUUAAAUAAAAAGAUAAAGUUGAUAUUUUGAUCCUUCAUUUACAUUAAACAUCAAUGGUUUAAGGGAUUCUUUUUUGGUUUAUUGUUACGCCAUCAUCGUAUAACCCCUUUCCAUGAAUAUAAAUUUGCAACAUGUCACCCCCCACCCGACAGCCGUUUAGGUUAAACAUUUAAAUCCAUGUAAAAUUAUUACCUCAUUUAUUUGAUAUGUACAUGAGAAUGAUUUUAAGCUUUGUGGUGUGUUAUAAGUGCAUGCUUGUAGCAGUUUCAAUUAUCACUUAUUAAUUAUUUUAUCUUUUUCAUUUAUAACGAUAAAUUCUUGUAUAUAUAUGACUUAAAAUUAGCAUGAAGAUUGACUUAUUUAAUAUUUGCUUCACAUUUGAAUAAAAUUUUUAACGAAUCUGUUUGGUUAACUGGCACGUGUUUCCGUUAUUGAUCUAUAUAAUAAUAAGAUUAUUGCAUACGUUUACUAUUGAUAAUAAUUGUUCAAUAUGUGUAUUACUGAUCUGAUGGUAUACUUUUUGUUUUCUCUUUGUUUCUUCUUAACUCGUUUACCUGCUUGCCUGCAUGCCAUUCUCCUCUCCCAACCCCUCUAAUUCUUCAUUGUUCGUUCGUUCAAUCGGAAAUAUAAAUUUAUUCAUUUGCUGGUAAUAAUAUAUUCUACCGAUUGGUGUGUAUUUUAUCCUUGGUGAAAUGAUUUCAGCUAUUCAUUCAUUAUCUGAAUUAUCUCCGUCUGUACAUAAUGCAAGAGUUGGAGAGAUUCGUCAUUCGGAGACGUACCCAAUCGACAGUCCAGUUACUGGUCGGUUAAAAAAUUCAUACAAUAAUUUGUUUUUUUAAUUUAGUGCUCUGCCACUUUCGUAUAUGUUACUAAUACCAUUGCUAUUGUUAUUAUUAAUAUUAUUGGUUAUUGAAAUUCCUUUACUUAAUUUUGACGCUGGAUAUCACCUAUCUGCAUCUCUGUUACAGGUCGCUUAGCACCACCACCUACGUCAGGGACACUGACAUCGGAACCGAGUGGAACUGAAGAUAUGAGUGAAAGUGAUGGUAAACACAAGAAGAAAAAACGACGCUUCAAACUUCCCUCAUUUUCUUUAAAACCUAAAGACAAAUCAAAGAGUAAAUAACAAGCUAUCUCGUUUGUGUAUGAAUAACUACCAGCUGAUUUGCAUUACGGUUCACAAUUUCGCAUCACAUCGUCGUUAAUCCUAGAAGAUAUUGAUAUAUAUAAUUAGUAAUUUCGCUUACAUUCUGCAAACACAUUUGAGAAAUCAUUCCUCUAUUGUUAAAUGUUUCUAAAAACUUAACAGAACAUCUUUAAAGUGUGAUGCGAUGUGUGGCUGUGCCUUAAAUUUCCACAUGAUUACUUGAUGCAAAUUCUUUAACCCUAAUGGGAUGAUGACUAGGGGACUAUUUUGAUUUUAAAAGAUGUGUGUAAUAACUAUUGUUGACUUGUAAGUACAAGCACAUAAUAAUUGGGUAUAUUUAAAUUAUUAUGAUUAUCUUUUUCCGAUUGUGUUUCUCCCUGUUUCCCUUCAUCAUAUGGACGUUUCACAAGGUAGUAGAAUAGACGAUGAAAAGCCGUCUUGUUUUAUUGAAUCUUUUUUUGAAUUCGCCUGUUCGUUGAUAUUGUUAUUAUUUCAGCUAAUUAAUAUGCUUCGCUUUCCCUUGAAAAAAUGACACAGUGUUUUGUUUAGGAUAUUUGAUUUUGGAAGUAAUGUAUCACUAGUUCACUUCCCCUUCCACCUGCUGUUCUGAUUUAAUCCCACUCCCAGCUUACUAUAAUGCUAACAAUUUUUAAAAUCAUAUGUAAAGUAUUAUUCUCUUGAUUUUCGACGAUAUUUAAUGUUGUCACCAUCCACAUUCUAUUUCUCAUAUUUUCUUAAUUCCUGCACUGCACUACUCCGUCCAUAUUUUCUUAUACAUAUAUCUGUCAAUGAGCCGGUAAUUACAGUUACCUGUUUUUUCAGUUGAUAUGAAUCAAACAAAAAUCUUAGAUUUUUUUGUAGCAUUUGGGGACUCAAUUUUCCAUUUCCCUAAAAAUCGACUUAUAUGCUUCUUACUGUCCACUAAUGUCUGUUGCCUUACGUUAUUCAAUAUUUUUUUCGCAUCAUUUUGUUUUACGUGUAUAGUUGUUGACAUUGCCAAGUUCACGUGUUUUCCCUCUUGCUACUUAGUUCGAUACAUAUAAUUUUAUGCUUUUUAAGUAUAUGCUCCAUUUAAUAAAUCAUAUUACAUAAAUAAGCUUUUGAAUAAACAUCCCUUUCUUAUCUGUGCUUAUGCAUAACCUGAAAUCCUGAUUUUCACUUCUUUAUUUUUCGUUUUAAUUUUACGCCAAAUUAUUUCCUCUGAAUUGUUCUUUUCGCGGUUCUUUAAACCUGAGACCCUGCAAUUGUCCCACUAAUAUACAUAUAUUUGAUGAG
This is a messenger RNA of Schistosoma bovis, 5668 nucleotides long. The record is from the annotation of a GenBank genome assembly. Lineage: Eukaryota; Metazoa; Platyhelminthes; Trematoda; Strigeidida; Schistosomatidae.